Lepus europaeus (European hare) is the source of this 1234-nucleotide messenger RNA. RefSeq names its product colony stimulating factor 2 receptor subunit alpha (gene CSF2RA). Bases 1 to 885 code for a protein of 294 amino acids. Gene Ontology annotation, cellular component: membrane; external side of plasma membrane. Gene Ontology annotation, molecular function: cytokine receptor activity; protein binding. Gene Ontology annotation, biological process: cytokine-mediated signaling pathway. The transcript has 8 exons. Lineage: Eukaryota; Metazoa; Chordata; Mammalia; Lagomorpha; Leporidae. The record is from RefSeq and is a predicted model, not a curated record.
AUGGAGGGCACGGCUGCCAGGAACUUCUCCUGCUUCAUCUACGAUGCCGAUUUCCUGAACUGCACCUGGGCCCGGGGGCCAGUUGCCCCCAUGGAUACCCAAUACUUCCUGUUUCUGCAGGGUUCUAGGAGCCAAGGCGAGAGGGAAACAGAAUGCCCCAGAUACCUGAAGGAGGCGGGCACGCACCUGGGUUGCCACCUACACGGCCUGUCCAGGUGGCCCUUCUACACCUACUUCCUGGUCAAUGGCAGCAGCCGGCACAUGCACAUCCAGUUCUUCGAUGCCAUACUAUCCACCAAGGAAAUGGAACGCUUCAGCCCUCCGGCCAACACCAGUGUCCACUGCAACGAGUCCCACUGCCUGAUCCAGUGGUUGCAGCCCAAGACCCAGCAGCGGCUGUCGCAUCUGGACUUCCAAUACCAGCUGGACAUCCAGAAGGAGAACAUGGAACCUGGCAGCUGGAACCCCCUGGUUGAAGUAUCUGGUGCAUCAGAGAACAAAUACAACUUCCCCAGCCUGGAGCCCAGAGUCAGGCACUGGGUGCGGGUCCGAGCUGCGGAUGCCAGGGUCCUGGGCUGGAGCCCCUGGAGCCAGCCUGUGCACUUCGGCUCUGACACAGAGGAUGGCAGCCUGGUGCGUGUGUCCCUGCUUGUGGUCUUGGGGACCCUUGUCUGCACCCUUGUGUUGGGCUUUCUCGCUAAAAGGUUCUUCAAAAGGUGUGGCCUCUUGUCACCGAUCCCGCAAGUGAAAGACAAAUUGAAUGACCAGCAGGAUCUUGAGCACCAGGUUGCCUGGGAUGAGUUCCCAGUGGGUUCCGGUAAAUGUGAGAAUGAGGAGGUGCUGACGGUACAGGAAGCUGGACAGGCCUUGGGGGCCAGAGCAUGAAUUGGCAGGUGCAUGCUUUCUAGAAGCUUCUGGACAUGUGUGGGAAGUUAUUCUAUCAGGUGGGGGCUAGGACCUGUAUCCUGCGGAUAUCAUCCUGUCUACCACAUGAGAAUCAGGACCUGGACAUCCUGACCUGGUCAUGCCCAUUUGCACUGCAGACAACAGGGAAAAUGGUUGUAAGAGACCAAAUUUGAGGAAUUGACUGACCAUGGUUUUGCUCAUCAGGAUGUGGGAAGGAAGGCUGAACCGUCCGUCGUGCCAAGUCCAGCUAAGUGCCCGCCCCUUGCAUCUGGCUGCUGGUCUCAGGUCAGCAGCAUCUCAAGUCUCCCAUUUCUGGAGUGAACCAGAA